AUGGAUCUUGAUAAAAAAUCCAAGAAUUCUGGAAAUCUCAGGCAUAAAGUAAAAGGUUCUAUUCUUGAUGAAUUAGGCAAGCAACACGAUAAUUCACGUUCCAUCUCAGGAACAUUAACUGAUAGUUUUCGCAGCAUGAAAUUUUUUAAUAGCUCUAAUAAUAUCGACGAAAAAGAAGAUGACGAUGAAGAGAGUAGUGGAACUUCCGAUAGUAUAGAAGAAUCUGAAGGAACGGAAUCUUCAGACUCUUCGACCACAAGAGUUGAGCGUCAUGAUGCUGCCGCUAAACAUCACAACGAUACUCGACAGAAUUAUAACCGACAGCAACCUGCCGAGGAAGUACGUACAGAGUUAUCACGUAAUAGUGAUUCUGGAUCAAAUAAUUCUGCCCGACGUCUGAAAGUUGGUGCAUCAUCUAUUUUGGAAGAACCAUUAAAUUACAAGAAUAAUAACAACAAUAACAAUUAUUGCAUUAACAAUAAUUACUAUUCUCCACAUGUUGAUUCAAGGCGAGUUUCAUUUGACGAAAAUGCUGAUACUUCAUGGGGUAACGAAUCUGGACAGUUCAAUUAUAGAAGACCAAAUGUACGAUCUAAUAUAUUAGAAGAAAAUACUUCAUCUGUUCGACGCCCGCCUGAAAUACGUUCAGAAAUAAAUUACCGUAGGGAUGUAAAUCAAAAUAUAAUUAAACCGCGAGCUACAAGAUCAGCUGUCGAAUUUAAUAACAAUUCGCACUCUCAUUAUCAAUCAGAAAAUUGUUAUAAUGAUAGUAAUACCUCGAAUACCUCAAAUUAUCAGACACGACAAAAAUCUUUAUUGUCGUCUUCUUUUUCUUCAUAUUCGAAUGUAAAUAAAAAAAAUUCAUUACAUUCCGAGUCACCUUUGCCUGGCAGCAGUUCUCGAGCUUGGUCGGACGUUAUUUAUCGUGGCCCAGGAGCUAAAACUGAAGUGUCAUUUCGAAGUGAACCAGGGUUGGCUGGUAGACGUCCAACUGUCAAAGCUAGUGCUCGUGUGCCAAUGCCUUUUGAAUUACAAGAAUCUAAUAAUUAUCAUUAUUAUAAUGAAACAAAACACAAACCUAAAGUUUCAGUGGAUGCAAUGAUUGAUGUGAAUGAUCUUGUACGACCUCGAAGAAAAGUGGCCGCAUCUGCUCAGAUAAAUCCAGAAAUGGAAAAUUUUUCUGAUGAAGACGAUGACAAUGAUAAUGAGGAAGGAAGUGAGGAUACAGAAAAAGGAGAAAAGCAGAUCGGGAAAGUGAAUAGUGAUGAUGAAAUCUCGGCACUUUCUUCAGACCCCAAAGUUCGAGGAAAACUUAUUGACCUGAAAUCAUCCAAUGCAAAUCUUUUAACUCGUAAUGCAGAUCUUGAAGCAAAAAUUUUGGAACAAUCAGAAACUAUUCAAAAGUUACAUUCACUUGAAUUUGUGGCUAAUGCUCAGAAACAACAAUUGGAAUAUCUUGAAAAAGUUGAAGAAUUGGUGCAAGAUUUAUCUGUAAAAAUUGCUUCACAGGAGGCUGAAAUUGCAGGUCUCAGAGGGGAACUAGUUAAAACUGGAUCAGAAUCGAAAAAGAUAGAACAGCCUAGUAAUUCGAUUUUAUAUAAUCCACGAUUAUUGCCAAUAAAUUCUCUCCCGCGUAUAAUUUAUGAUAGGGUUUCUGAUGAUGUAACUAUAUUAUUUUCGGUAGUCAUGUCCCUUAUUUACACUAUAUAUCUGUUUCCAUUGGUUGUGAUCGCCAAAGCAGUUAAAGAAUUUGUUGACAGAUCAAGGGCGAAAAUCCAAGAAAUUACAGGGGAAACGUCAAAAGACACUACUGUAAGCAUUGUUGAUCUAGAAAGCCAUCCUUCUGAAAAUGAGCCUGUCAACAGCUUACCCUCGGCUGAAGAAGAACACAUACCUUCAGAUCAAAUUGCACACAAGCGUGAUCCUUCAAGAGAGGUCAACCACCGCGCUUCUCUUGUCGCUUCUCGUAUCAGUGCUAUUAUAGAUCCUAAUGUUUUGGGAAGCUGGUUAAGCGCUGUUGGAAACUUUGAUCCUCCCCGCAGAAAGACUCGGAAAACAGCUACUGUCGUUGAUUAUAGUAGUGUAAGAAGAGGAAUAAAUACAAUCGGCCGUAAACGAGGAAAUGACAUUUCAAAUUUUGCUAAGGAUGGUGAAGGUCAAGAUUUAGAAAGUGCCUUUAAAAAAUUUAUGGAUGAUCUAGGAAUUCCGAUUGCUAAACGUAAGGAAAUGAUGGAAUUGCCAGAUGAUAAUAAAAGGAUGAUAUUAUUACAGAAUAAACAAAAUCAAGCUUUCAAAACAAAUAGUCAAAGUGAGCAAAAACUUGUCAACGAAUAUAAUGAUUUAGAUGAUUCGGGAAUUACAGAUUCGAGAAAUAUGAUAUCUCAAAAUAUUGUCGAUAUUAAACCUGAUCCGGAACCUAAACCCAGUAAAAGAUUUUCUUUAACUUCAUGGACGAGCCUAGAAAUUUCAGCGACAUCUUCAUCUUCCGUGACGACGGAAGAAACAAUUCAAUCGCCGACAUCUGGAUAUGCAGGUAUCCUUAAUUGGUUCGGAUAUCACGCAUCUCCUCAGAAAUCCCAAGAUGAUCCUGAAUUUUACGUGGAAAAAUUAACCCAAAAGAACAUAUCCCCAAAAUCUUUGUCAGAUCAUCUCUUAAAACUACGUGUCACUUUGUCUACUGCCAAAUUAUCAUGGAUUAAAGUAUUUCUUGAACAUAAAGGUCUAACAGCACUAGAAACUGCUCUAGAGAAAAUCACUAUCAAUGCGAGGAAAAAUGCAAAACAUUCUGAUCACGACGAUCUGAUUCAAUUAGAGUGUAUUCGUUGUUUGCGUGUUUUAAUGAAUACCGAGCCUGGUUUUGGCAAAGUCUUGGAAUCCACCUCGCUUAUAUCCAAUAUUGUUUUCUGUCUAAAUACUCGUAACAAUAGACUUCGGGCACAAGUUGCUGAUAUUUUGGCAGCUUUAUGUGUUUUAUCUUUGGAAGGACAUAAACACGUUCUCGGUGCAUUAUCAGAUUUUCGUAUAAUAUAUGAAGAAAAGGAAAAAUAUCGAUUCGAAUAUUUAAUUGCCACAUUAAAAGGAAAUGAUACAGAAGACAGUAGCUCAAUUGAAUAUAAGGCUGCUUGUUUGAGUUUAGUGAAUGCGAUUGUAAAUUCUCCAGAAGAAGUAGAUCAGCGUGUAUUAUUAAGAGAAGAGUUUGAGCGAAGAGGAAUCGAAGAAGUUUUUGCCACAAUUAAAACUUCAAAUCCUCCAGAUUGGUUAAUGACUCAAAUUAAAGUUUAUGAAGAAGAAUAUCAAGAAGAUUUGGAUGAACUUAGUGAGAAAGUACAAGACAUUAUAAAGGAUACAAGUGAUCCUCGCACAAGGAUACUUGAUCUAUUAAGACAAGUGGAAUAUAACGAAGGACUUUUUCUGCGUAUCAUUGAAAUUUUAAAAAAAUUGAUAAAGGUUGCUUCAAAACAUUCGAAAGAUCAAAAUAUUUUUACUCUCAUAGAAGAAUUCAUCGACAAUAUUCAAAAUGUGACCGAUAUUAAAGAAGACUGGCAAUCAACUAUGAACUCUUUUAAUUCCUGCAUUCAAGAUAUUGUGGGAAAUCGCUAUAUAAUUGUUAAAA
Ambispora leptoticha is the source of this 3613-nucleotide messenger RNA. Lineage: Eukaryota; Fungi; Glomeromycota; Glomeromycetes; Archaeosporales; Ambisporaceae. The record is from the annotation of a GenBank genome assembly.